AAAAGGGGACUUAUCUGAAGAGAGCGAUGAAAAAUAGAUAGAGAUGAAUUGGGUUCUGGGUAUGAGGAGAAACCCUAAUCUAUAAAGCUCAAAUAAAGCCUUAGCGAAAUCGAAUGCUCUCUCUGAUCUGACUUACCUCUUCUCUUUCUCUCUCUCUAUCUCUAGCCCACCGUGCCCUCCGUCGCAAACUCGAAGUCCAACCCCACUGUUAAGUCUCUGUUCUCGUGGUCUUUUUCCAAUGGCAAAGGAUCAAUCAAUCUCUCUGAAAGAUGGUGUCUACAAAUUGCAACUUUCCCUCCUUGAAGGCAUUAGUGAUGAAAGCCACCUUUUUGCUGCUGGAUCUCUGAUGACACGCAGUGACUAUGAAGAUGUUGUGACUGAGCGUUCAAUUACAAACCUCUGUGGUUACCCUUUGUGCUGCAAUUCUCUGCCCUCUGAUCGCCCUAGGAAGGGCCGGUUUCGCAUUUCCUUGAAGGAACACAAGGUUUAUGAUCUGCAGGAGACAUACAUGUAUUGCUCUUCAAGUUGUGCUGUUAACAGCCAAGCUUUUGCUAAGAGCUUGCAAGAUGAGAGAUGCUCAGUUGUAAAUUCAGAAAAACUUAAUGAGGUUCUGAGAUUGUUUGGGAAUACGAGUUUGGAUUCUGAGGGGAAUUUAGGAAAGAAUGGAGAUUUAGGAUUGUCUGGCUUGAAGAUUCAGGAAAAAAAAGAAAUCAAGGCAGGGGAAGUGUCUCUGGAGCAGUGGAUUGGUCCAUCAAAUUCAAUUGAAGGUUAUGUUCCACAGAGAGACCAUAGUUCCAAUCCUUCACCUUCCAAAAAUCGCAAAGAAGGGUCCAAAGUUAACAAUACCAUGUCGAGUGGUAAAAAAGACUUCCAUAUUAGUGAGAUGGACUUCAUGAGUUCUAUAAUCACUGAAGAUGAAUAUAGUGUCUCAAAAAUGCCAUCAGGUUCAACAGAGACUGCUUCCAACACUAAAUUUAAAGAACCAAAAGAAAAAAUGAGUUACAUGGAUUUAGAUGGUCAACUCUCCACAUUGGAAAACCCACCUGCUCUCGCAAAGAAUGGUUCUGAAUGGAAAUCAAGCGGAUCAAUUGGGGAAAAGAGUAAAAUAAUAAAAAAGGAUGAUCCUGGUAUACAAGAGGUGCCUUCAGCAUCAAAUCCCUGCCAAACUAGUUUCAAUUCAAGUACUGCAGAAGCAGAAGAGGAAGUCCAAGCUGAGAAAGUGGCCAAAUCAAGUAAAAUAAUAAUCAAAUCCUCUCUUAAACCUUCAGGUGCUAAGAAGCUUAGUCGCUCUGUUACCUGGGCUGAUGAGAAAGUUGAUGGCACUGGGAGUGGAAAUCUUUGUGAGUUUAGUGAUGGGGAAAAUAAAGAAAGUCAUGAGAUGUUAGGCAGUACAGAUGUGGGAGAUAAUGAUGAUAUGCUACGCUUUGCAUCGGCUGAAGCUGUGGCAAUGGCAUUGAGCGAGGCAGCAGAAGCUGUUGCUUCUGGUGAAUUUGAUGUCACUGAUGCUGUGUCUGAAGCUGGAAUUAUUAUAUUGCCACAUUCCCAUGAUGCUGAUGAAGGGGAGUUGAUGGAAGAUGGUGAUCUGCUUGAACCAGAACCCGCUCCUUUGAAGUGGCCAACAAAGCCUGGAAUUCCACAAUCCGAUUUUUUCGACCUUGAAGACUCGUUGUAUGACCCUCCGCCAGAGGGUUUUGGUUUAAGUUUGUCUCCUUUUGCGACAAUGUGGAUGGCUCUCUUUGCGUGGAUAACAUCGUCUUCCUUGGCUUAUAUAUAUGGGAGGGACGAAAGUCUUCAUGAAGAAUAUCUAUCAGUAAAUGGGAGGGAGUACCCCUGUAAGAUUACCUUGGCAGAUGGUCGUUCAACUGAAAUCAAGCAAACGCUUGCUGGUUGUCUUGCUCGGGCUUUGCCUGGACUAAGUGCUGAUCUAAGACUGCCAACACCAAUUUCUACUUUGGAGCAAGGAAUGGACUAAGUUUUAUUCUGCAUAGCACGGUGAUAACAUCAGUUGGUAGAUUAGCCACUGGAAUCCUGUCUCCUAUUGCUGUCAAUUGAGUAUACAACAUGUUCAUAUUACAAGAGAGGCAUACAAGUUAAAAAGCCAGUGAAGAACUUAUGACACGAAAUCAAUUAUGGAUGAAAAUGUUUUCAGCUUUCCAUUCUCUUGUUACCACCUUCCAUGAGCUAAUUGUAUCUGCAUUUUUUUUUUUGAAAAAGAUUUGGUUCCAAACAUGUUUGGAGCCUUGGGUUCCAACCACCAAUAGGAAGAUGAUCUGUGUCCCAUCAUGUGCAAUACAUGACUGACUUGGUUGAAUGUCAUCUUCCUAUUUUGGUGGUUGGAGCCCAAGGCACCAAUCAUGUUUGCAGCCAAACUUUGUCCCUUUGUAUUUUACUCUUAAAGUCCAUUUUGAUUGAGGGGGAGGGAUGUGGAGUAGAGUAGAGUGAAAUUGGCCCAAAAUUUGCCUAUUUUUAACUAACUCUACUCUAUUCCCCUCUACUCUCCCUCCCUCCCCUCUCAAUCCAAACGGGCCAUUAGGUAUAUCGAGAGCCAAUAAUUCCCUGACUACCAAUUUGUAUGUUAGGCUUCUUUUCAUUUGCAUAAUCUUCUUGGUGAUACUUGGGUCUCUCUUUUCCUUUUAUUCUAAGAAAUUCAAUACUUGUGUCAUUAUCCCAACAAUCCCUACUUUGCAGUUGAAUAUCCUUUUAAAAUCACAUGAAAAUAAUAUGUUAGAAAAUAUAUGUUUGUUCCAUUUUGGUCAUUUUCACACCAUGAGAUGGUAAGGCGCGAUGGUUAUGAGGGAAUGAUAUCACAUAAUUUUAAUAUAUAAUUUUCAUUUUCAAUUAUUUGGCAAAAUAUCCUCUAUAAAGUUAAUGUAAUCAUCCAAAAUAUCAAAUCAAUUGUUUUUGAUUGGUGAGCAAUUGCUAAGAAUUUUUGAUACAAGGGCUGAAGGAAUGAUGUCAUAUAAUUUUAAAAUACAAUUUUACGCUUCUUUUCUUGGCAAAAAAUUCUCUCAAGUUAGUGUAAUCAUCCAAAUAUCAAUGACUUGUUUUUAUUUGGUGAGCAAACACUAAGAAGUUUGG
Quercus lobata is the source of this 3078-nucleotide messenger RNA. RefSeq names its product RNA polymerase II subunit B1 CTD phosphatase RPAP2-like protein. NCBI's taxonomy places the organism in Eukaryota, Viridiplantae, Streptophyta, Magnoliopsida, Fagales, Fagaceae. The coding region runs from base 239 to 1972 and encodes 577 amino acids. Gene Ontology annotation, cellular component: cytoplasm; nucleus. The transcript has 6 exons. The record is from RefSeq and is a predicted model, not a curated record. Gene Ontology annotation, molecular function: RNA polymerase core enzyme binding; RNA polymerase II CTD heptapeptide repeat phosphatase activity.